ACGUGUUUCUGAUGAAGCAGGGGAGUGCGGCGAGUUGGAAUUAACACUGCGGUGUCUGAUAUUUAAUAGCGGACAGACGCCACGACUGUUUGCCUGGCUUAAUUACUUGCGCACAAUCAUGAUUUACGAUUCAGGUUUUUUUUUUUGCUCAUACGAACAUCAAAACAGUUGUUGCUUGGAAAAAGAGUAACGUUUCGUUUCCAUAUUUAGUGGUAAGCUUAAAAAGAUGAUUUAACUGCGGUGAUUCCAGAGCGGUGAACGUCUGCACGGUGCGGCUCCUGCUGUAUUUUUAACCCAGUGCUGCGCAGUGAGGGACAGAGGCUGAGGGUAUACUAAAUACUGCCAGUGAACCAAAUGCUGAAAAAUUUGAUUGACAUUGGCAUUAUUAUUCUGGAUGCCUUAAAACAAAGACUUUUGGUUAAUGAAGAGAACUCAUGAAGGAAGUAUAAAAGAACAGCAUAAAAUGGGGAUAUGUUGUACAAAACCCUCUGCAUCUCCUGAUGAAAUUAAGGUGUUAUUGCAAAGAAAUGAGGAAUAUCCACAGAAAAAUAAUACAGGUGCAUAUACUCCCCAGCCGUUGAAAACAAACACAGAUACACCUGACAAGGAAGAAGAUCCAAUACCAGAGAGGAAUACAAAAAAUGAUUUUAAGUUUUUGGAGUGUACUCAUGAGAAGCAGGAGGAGUCUGUACCAGUGGUAGCUUUGAAUCCAGUUUUAUCUGUCACUUCACAUCUGAAUGAACGAAAAGAUCCUGAUAAAGAUUGUCAUACCAUCAUUAUUAAAGGGGAGAAAGAAAGCGAAGAGCAGCUUAAUAAUGACCCUAAAAAAGAUGGACUGGAGGCUGCAUCAUCAACAAAAGAAAUAAAACAUGGUGGUUUUACUUGUGGAGUACAGCAGAGUGUUGUAAACAUAACUGGUAUAGCCAGUGAUCCAAACCCAGACAACAAAGUAGAAGAAACAGUAGGUGAGCAGCAAUACAACCAAACCAGUCAUCAUACUGCAAAUGACAGUUCCAAAGGAAUAAGUAUCCUUCACCAGACAGACCAUAUACUGUGUCAAGAAUGUACGGAAAUUAAUGAAGUUGAAGAUUUAGAUGACAUUGGAGAGGAUUUUACAAAAGAAAAUGCUGGGUGUGAAGUAUCAAAUGGCAGUAAUUCACAAAGCCAUAAUUAUAAUGCUCUUAGUGGAGUAAUGGAGACACUGAACGAAUCCGCAGCUGAAACCUAUGGUCAUCAAUCUGAUACUUUUUUGGAUCAUAACACUGCAAAAGAACAUACUGAUGUUGCAAAUGAACCUGAUACAGCUAGUGAAAUUGACCUGUACCGUGGCGAAGAAGAAAUGCAAGAAGAUAAUCACCUAGGUAAAAACAGGACCAGAAGUGAAGAAGAUUUGCUGGUUUCACAGGACAGAUGCAGUAUCUCCCCUGAAGUAGAUAUAUUGACCUACAGUGAAAGGGAGUGGAGAGGAAACACAGCUAAAAGUGCACUGAUUAGAAAGGGAUAUGAAGAUAUUUCGAAGAGUUACAAGGGAAUCCGUAGAGUGCGAGGAGAUAAUUAUUGUGCUCUCAGAGCUACAUUGUAUCAGACACUGAUUAGAAGUGAUGACCUUCCCAUUUGGCUUCAGGGAGAGGACAUUUUACAGCUUCCUCUAAAAUUAUGUGCAGACAACAAGUGGAUUGAGCAGUGGAGGCUUUCACAUGCUCAUCAAAGCCAAAAUAGAAAUUUCAAAGAUAUCAUCUUGGAAUGUUUGGAGCUUUUAAAGAAAAAGUGGGAAGAAGUUGUGCUGUUACCUACAGUAGAAGACAAAGAAAUGGCAUGUGAUGAGAUUUUCAGACAUGGAGAUGAAGAGAACAGUUUGCUGGAAGCUAUAAAAUUUCUGAUGCUUGGCACUGCAAUUGAGCUAUAUAAUAAUAUGCAACAGGACAAAGAAGUACCCCUUUUCUGUUGGCUUUUAUUUGCAAGAGAUACCUCCAGCACUCCCUGCUCUUUUCUCAUAAACCACCUUAAUCAUGUGGGUUUGUCUGGUGGGCUUGAACAGGUUGAGAUGUUCCUCUUGGGGUACACACUUCAGUAUACAAUAACAGUAUACCGACUCUACAAAUGUGAAACUGAUGAGUUUAUCUCCUAUUACCCCGAUGAUCACAAAGAAGAUUGGCCAGCAGUGUGUCUAAUUACAGAAGAUGACCGACAUUAUAACGUACCAGUCAAAAAGCAAGAAGAAACAAGCCUAACAUUGCAACCUGAUUAACUUGCAUCUUUUCUGUUGAAAAAGGAACAUUAAUAAGUGGUACCUCACAAUUCUUUUGUUCUGGUGCAUCCAGUCUGAUUUGCACAUACCAGUAGCAGAUUUAAACAUCUGUGCUGGUUCUAGUCCACUUUACAAACAGUAAAGUGGGAUUUGUGCUUGUUCUAAGAAAAGAAACUGGAAUUAUGUUUAUAAGCAAGACAUCAAUAACUCAUUCUGUGUUGUACUUGUAAUGAACUGGUUACAGAAAUGUUUACUGUUUUAUUCACUUUUGACAUUUUAUAGCCCAUAGGUUAGAUAAUCCAUUGAAUGUUACAUUUCCUUUGCUUUAAUAGUGGUGUCUAGCUAAUCUGAAAUCUAAACUAGUGUACAUAAACUGGAUUACAGUAUAUUCAAGAGCACCUUCAAUUAAACAAAAUGUUUAAAAUUAAAUAUUAGUUUAAGAUUAUAAGGCUUUUUUGGUAUAAAUCCUUAAUUUCCUUCUAAUUUCAUAGAUAUAAUGGUUACAGUGCAACAAAAGUGACGUUCCUUUGUUGUCUUUUUUUGUUCUUGAGAUUUUUAAGGAAAAUUAUGUAGGAAAUGUGGAGGGAUAAGAAAAGAUAGUACCUCAGGUUAAAAUUUUUUAAAUUUAUUUUUAAAUUAAGUUAGCUAAAAAAAAAAACUUUCAAAGAGUCAUAAAAUUAAUCAGUCUAAUUUCUUUUUAACAUAGUCUUCAUCUUUAGCCCAGAAUUUUUCUUCAGAUUGCAUGCUUAGAUUUUCAUGAAAAUAAAGAAAAAUGUUAUUGGUAGGUUUGCUGCAUUUUGCUCUGAGAUUUUGGGAAGGUUGCUUCAGAAAAUAUAAUUGUUUAAUAUAUGUUACAUAUCAAAUACAAUUUUUGUUUAAAAAAAUGACCAGAAUAAGCUUACUUUAAAGAUGUAUGUAACAGUGAUUUCCUGAUAAUCUUCUCAAGCUACAUACAGUCAAUCGUUUUUUGUUGUUUAAACCGUUAGCCAGAUAUUGGCAUUAUUAAGUACAAUUUUAAAUUACCUGCCCAUUUUUGAGCUCACUUUUUAUUAUUCAUUUUUGCUAGGAGUAGAAUUAUCCCAGCAACAGGAAUAAGUUUAGAAACUGUCCAUUGCAGGGCAAAGGUUUUCAGUCCCCAACUCAUAAUAUGUUAGUUUUACAGUUCUGCCAAGGAACUGAGUGGAGAGUCAAGUGCCAUUGCAUACUAUCCUGCUUUUGCAUGAUUGAGUUGGCACUAGAAUCGUGUGUUUUUUACAUAAUGACAAGACAUCUAGGUUCAGUUUGAUCUUCAGUUCUGUAAUUUUUUCUUUGAGUAUAACAUGAUAAAAAGCAAAAUGUGGCUAUAGUUUCAGCAGGAUUUAAGUCUGUCAGCACUUCCACAUAAUAGUUAUUUUAACUGUAUCUGGUAUUCCCCUGAAGAUGGCUUUGAACAGUACAAUAUGUGCAUGUAUAUUGAGUAUAGACAAUAAUAUUGUUAAAUAUUGUGUUUAAAGGAAUAUAGAACAUUGUAUAAAACUCUACUGGAAGUGUAAUAUUUGACUUUAUUGGUCUUAUGUGGUGUAUUUUUUAAUAACACUAAUUUAAAAUUGUUGUUUUAUAUUUGUAUUGAAACCACCCUUUGGGCUUUGGACAGUUUAAAAAACUGAAUUUUUUGUGGCUCAUAUUCAGUCUAUUGAGGCGAGCUGGCGCCCUGCCUGGGGUUUGUUUCCUGCCCUGUGUUGGCUGAGAUUGGCUCCAGCAGACGCCCAUGAUCCUGAAGUUGGGAUAUAGCGGGUUGGAUAAUGGAUGGUUAUUCAGUCUAUACAUUUAUUUUAAUGUUGUACACUUAUGAAACAUUUUGUGCAGAAUAUUUUAAGAGGAAUUUUAAAUUUCUAAUGCAGACAGCAUUGAUAAUGUUUUAAUAACUGCAACAUUAGUACAGCUGUUUUUAUGUUGGUGGCACUUGAACAACUUGUCUUAGCACUUUGUUUUUCUUGAAGAUUUUGUGCUUUUUCUUCCUGGGGAUGAAUAAAGUGUCUAUAUCUAUCUGAUAUUUGAAAAGGCUUAGAAGAGUCCACUAUGUUAGUAAAUAAUUAUUUUUUAAAUUGCACUCAGUGGCAAUUUAUAAAAGAUGCAAAAGCAACAGUGAUUAUUAUUGGGGGAGGGGGAGAAAUUAUGCAAAGGAGCCAAAUUGCUGUUACUUGAAGUUUGUUAAUAAAGACUAUAUUUAUAAUAAUGUUUGUUGAUUUUUUUGCUUUGUCUUUCCUUUUUAACAUCAUCUCAUCAUCUCAAGGUUUUUGGGGGAUACAUGUUGAAACUAUACUGUAAAAUUUGGUUUAGGGAAUUGAUCUUAAUUCUGCAUUAAAGAAAAGAGAAAUACAUGAUUGCAGUUAUCUUUUAUUUUUUUUCCUAUGUUGUCUUUUUUCUUUUCCU
Polypterus senegalus (gray bichir) is the source of this 4660-nucleotide messenger RNA. It is a transcript of the gene otulinb, whose product is annotated as OTU deubiquitinase with linear linkage specificity b. Gene Ontology annotation, molecular function: cysteine-type deubiquitinase activity. Gene Ontology annotation, cellular component: cytoplasm. NCBI's taxonomy places the organism in Eukaryota, Metazoa, Chordata, Cladistia, Polypteriformes, Polypteridae. Bases 422 to 2248 code for a protein of 608 amino acids. The transcript is spliced from 11 exons. Gene Ontology annotation, biological process: protein linear deubiquitination. The record is from RefSeq and is a predicted model, not a curated record.